AUGCGGGGACGGGACCUGUUACCGACAUCCGACGACGACGACGACGACGACUGGGGGAGCUGUCAAAAUAAUGAUGCCACUCACGAGUCAGACGAGGAUGCCACUCACGAGUCAGACCAGGAUGCCACUCACGAGUCAGACCAGGAUGCCACUCACGAGUCAGACCAGGAUGCCACUCACGAGUCAGACGAGGAAGCCACUCACGAGCCAGACGAGGAAGCCACUCACGAGCCACACCUGGAUGCCACUCACGAGCCAGACCAGGAUGCCACUCACGAGUCAGACCAGGAUGCCACUCACGAGUCAGACCAGGAUGCCACUCACGAGUCAGACGGGGAUGCCACUCACGAGUCAGACGGGGAUGCCACUCACGAGUCAGACCGGGAUGCCACUCACGAGUCAGACCGGGAUGCCACUCACGAGUCAGACCGGGAUGCCACUCACGAGUCAGACCGGGAUGCCACUCACGAGUCAGACCGGGAUGCCACUCACGAGUCAGACCGGGAUGCCACUCACGAGUCAGACCGGGAUGCCACUCACGAGUCAGACCGGGAUGCCACUCACGAGUCAGACCGGGAUGCCACUCACGAGUCAGACCGGGAUGCCACUCACGAGUCAGACCGGGAUGCCACUCACGAGUCAGACCGGGAUGCCACUCACGAGUCAGACCGGGAUGCCACUCACGAGUCAGACCGGGAUGCCACUCACGAGUCAGACCGGGAUGCCACUCACGAGUCAGACCGGGAUGCCACUCACGAGUCAGACCGGGAUGCCACUCACGAGUCAGACCGGGAUGCCACUCACGAGUCAGACCGGGAUGCCACUCACGAGUCAGACCGGGAUGCCACUCACGAGUCAGACCGGGAUGCCACUCACGAGUCAGACCGGGAUGCCACUCACGAGUCAGACCGGGAUGCCACUCACGAGUCAGACCGGGAUGCCACUCACGAGUCAGACCGGGAUGCCACUCACGAGUCAGACCGGGAUGCCACUCACGAGUCAGACCGGGAUGCCACUCACGAGUCAGACCGGGAUGCCACUCACGAGUCAGACCGGGAUGCCACUCACGAGUCAGACCAGGAUGCCACUCACGAGUCAGACCAGGAUGCCACUCACGAGUCAGACCAGGAUGCCACUCACGAGUCAGACCAGGAUGCCACUCACGAGUCAGACGAGGAUGCCACUCACGAGUCAGACCAGGAUGCCACUCACGAGUCAGACGAGGAAGCCACUCACGAGUCAGACGAGGAAGCCACUCACGAGCCAGACGAGGAAGCCACUCACGAGCCAGACCAGGAUGCCACUCACGAGCCAGACCAGGAUGCCACUCACGAGUCAGACCAGGAUGCCACUCACGAGUCAGACCAGGAUGCCACUCACGAGUCAGACCAGGAUGCCACUCACGAGUCAGACCAGGAUGCCACUCACGAGUCAGACCAGGAUGCCACUCACGAGUCAGACCAGGAUGCCACUCACGAGUCAGACGAGGAAGCCACUCACGAGUCAGACGAGGAAGCCACUCACGAGCCAGACCUGGAUGCCACUCACGAGCCAGACCAGGAUGCCACUCACGAGCCAGACCAGGAUGCCACUCACGAGUCAGACCAGGAUGCCACUCACGAGUCAGACCAGGAUGCCACUCACGAGUCAGACCAGGAUGCCACUCACGAGUCAGACCAGGAUGCCACUCACGAGUCAGACCAGGAUGCCACUCACGAGUCAGACCAGGAUGCCACUCACGAGUCAGACCAGGAUGCCACUCACGAGUCAGACCAGGAUGCCACUCACGAGUCAGACCAGGAUGCCACUCACGAGUCAGACCAGGAUGCCACUCACGAGUCAGACCAGGAUGCCACUCACGAGUCAGACCAGGAUGCCACUCACGAGUCAGACGAGGAAGCCACUCACGAGCCAGACGAGGAAGCCACUCACGAGCCAGACCUGGAUGCCACUCACGAGCCAGACCUGGAUGCCACUCACGAGCCAGACCAGGAUGCCACUCACGAGCCAGACCAGGAUGCCACUCACGAGUCAGACCAGGAUGCCACUCACGAGUCAGACCAGGAUGCCACUCACGAGUCAGACCAGGAUGCCACUCACGAGUCAGACGAGGAUGCCACUCACGAGUCAGACCGGGAUGCCACUCACGAGUCAGACCGGGAUGCCACUCACGAGUCAGACCGGGAUGCCACUCACGAGUCAGACCAGGAUGCCACUCACGAGUCAGACCAGGAUGCCACUCACGAGUCAGACCAGGAUGCCACUCACGAGUCAGACCAGGAUGCCACUCACGAGUCAGACCAGGAUGCCACUCACGAGUCAGACCAGGAUGCCACUCACGAGUCAGACCAGGAUGCCACUCACGAGUCAGACCAGGAUGCCACUCACGAGUCAGACCAGGAUGCCACUCACGAGUCAGACCAGGAUGCCACUCACGAGUCAGACCAGGAUGCCACUCACGAGUCAGACCAGGAUGCCACUCACGAGUCAGACCAGGAUGCCACUCACGAGUCAGACCAGGAUGCCACUCACGAGUCAGACCAGGAUGCCACUCACGAGUCAGACCAGGAUGCCACUCACGAGUCAGACCAGGAUGCCACUCACGAGUCAGACGAGGAAGCCACUCACGAGUCAGACGAGGAAGCCACUCACGAGCCAGACCUGGAUGCCACUCACGAGUCAGACCAGGAUGCCACUCACGAGUCAGACCAGGAUGCCACUCACGAGUCAGACCAGGAUGCCACUCACGAGUCAGACCAGGAUGCCACUCACGAGUCAGACCAGGAUGCCACUCACGAGUCAGACCAGGAUGCCACUCACGAGUCAGACCAGGAUGCCACUCACGAGUCAGACCAGGAUGCCACUCACGAGUCAGACCAGGAUGCCACUCACGAGUCAGACCAGGAUGCCACUCACGAGUCAGACCAGGAUGCCACUCACGAGUCAGACGAGGAUGCCACUCACGAGUCAGACGAGGAUGCCACUCACGAGUCAGACCAGGAUGCCACUCACGAGUCAGACCAGGAUGCCACUCACGAGUCAGACCAGGAUGCCACUCACGAGUCAGACCAGGAUGCCACUCACGAGUCAGACCAGGAUGCCACUCACGAGUCAGACCAGGAUGCCACUCACGAGUCAGACCAGGAUGCCACUCACGAGUCAGACCAGGAUGCCACUCACGAGUCAGACGAGGAUGCCACUCACGAGUCAGACGAGGAUGCCACUCACGAGUCAGACCAGGAUGCCACUCACGAGUCAGACCAGGAUGCCACUCACGAGUCAGACCAGGAUGCCACUCACGAGUCAGACCAGGAUGCCACUCACGAGUCAGACCAGGAUGCCACUCACGAGUCAGACCAGGAUGCCACUCACGAGUCAGACCAGGAUGCCACUCACGAGUCAGACCAGGAUGCCACUCACGAGUCAGACCAGGAUGCCACUCACGAGUCAGACGAGGAUGCCACUCACGAGUCAGACGAGGAUGCCACUCACGAGUCAGACCAGGAUGCCACUCACGAGUCAGACCAGGAUGCCACUCACGAGUCAGACCAGGAUGCCACUCACGAGUCAGACCGGGAUGCCACUCACGAGUCAGACCAGGAUGCCACUCACGAGUCAGACCAGGAUGCCACUCACGAGUCAGACCAGGAUGCCACUCACGAGUCAGACCAGGAUGCCACUCACGAGUCAGACGAGGAAGCCACUCACGAGUCAGACGAGGAAGCCACUCACGAGCCAGACCUGGAUGCCACUCACGAGCCCGACCUGGAUAGUCAACCACAUUGCUUGUUCGUAAUUUCCUCCAGCCCUGGCUACUGCAUUUGA
This is a messenger RNA of Schistocerca serialis cubense, 3825 nucleotides long. RefSeq names its product serine-aspartate repeat-containing protein I-like. The coding region runs from base 1 to 3825 and encodes 1274 amino acids. The transcript has 2 exons. The record is from RefSeq and is a predicted model, not a curated record. NCBI's taxonomy places the organism in Eukaryota, Metazoa, Arthropoda, Insecta, Orthoptera, Acrididae.